Bipolaris victoriae FI3 is the source of this 1761-nucleotide messenger RNA. RefSeq lists its product as hypothetical. The record is from RefSeq and is a predicted model, not a curated record. Lineage: Eukaryota; Fungi; Ascomycota; Dothideomycetes; Pleosporales; Pleosporaceae. The transcript has a single exon. Gene Ontology annotation, molecular function: metallocarboxypeptidase activity. Bases 1 to 1761 code for a protein of 586 amino acids. Gene Ontology annotation, cellular component: fungal-type vacuole lumen.
AUGGCUGGCAAGGACUUGGGAGAGCAUGCGGUGCCUCAUGCAUCGCCCAAUACUGCUUCUUACAAACGCAAAUUUGUUACGGGUGCAGUGCUUGGUUUAGCAGCUCUAGCAUUGCUUAGAAACUGUACCACCACACCGACAUCAACAUGGAACUUUCUCUUGAAUCCGAGCAAAUCUAGACUGGAUUCGCAAUGUCACCAAGCUGAACCUCUUUUUCCUUCCAGAAAAACGAAAGAGUUGGAUGAUAUGGAGAGCUAUCUGACCUCUGACGACUUCCGCAAUGUUGCUAUCGAGCGCUUAUCAGGCGCUGUGAAGAUCCCCACCCAGAGCUACGAUGAUAUGGGCGACAUCGGCGCGGACCCCCGAUGGGACAUUUUCUAUUCGUUUGCAGAAUAUCUCAGCAAGACCUAUCCACUGGCGCAUGCGACACUUCAGCUCGAAAAAGUAAACACGCAUGGCUUGCUGUACACAUGGACUGGCACCAAUCCCAGCUUGAAGCCCAACUUGCUCAUGGCGCAUCAAGAUGUCGUGCCUGUCCCGGAUUCAACUCUCAAGCAAUGGACGUACCCGCCUUUCUCAGGACACUACGAUGGAAAAUUUGUAUGGGGAAGAGGUGCAAGUGACUGCAAGAACCAGCUCAUGGCUAUCCUGAAUGCUGUUGAGGCACUCAUUGCUGCCGACUUUACGCCUCAACGAACACUAAUCUUGUCUUUUGGCUUUGACGAGGAGAUUUCUGGUGGAGAGGGGGCAAAGCAUCUCUCAGCCUACCUGUUGAAGAAACUGGGACACAAUUCAAUCGCUGCUAUCGUCGACGAGGGCGCGGUAAAUAUCGAAAGCUGGGGCGCCAACUUUGCCAUUCCAGGUGUUGCAGAGAAGGGCUAUGUUGAUGUUGACAUUGUUGUUCGCAUGCCUGGUGGCCAUAGUAGCAUCCCCCCUCCGCACAACGGGAUUGGGGUUGCCAGUGAACUUAUUACCCUGAUUGAAGCGAACCGCUAUGAACCACAUCUCGCGGACGAGAACCCAUACCUAGGCCUUCUCCAAUGUGGCGAAACGUACGCACCCGAUUUCCCACAGCAGCUGGGAAAGCUCCUGGACAAGCGCUCCCGACGCCAUGCAACCUGUAGCAAGAAAGACGACCUCGCCCUCGAAGCCGCCAAAGCAGGACCCGGAAUAAAAUACCUCUUUACAACCUCCGUCGCUGUCGACAUCAUCCACGGAGGCGUCAAAACCAACGCACUACCCGAGCGCACCCAGUUCACGGUGAAUCACCGUAUCAACGUCGGCUCUACCUCCUCCGAAAUCAAAUCCCACAUUUCCUCCUUGGCCACCCAGGUAGCUGAAAAGUACAACCUCACACUCCACGCGUUCACCGGCGAAGAAACACCCUCCAGUAUCUCUCUUUCCCACGGUCCCACCAUCUUGGAACCCGCACCCAUAACUCCGACAUCGCUUGUUCAAUCUUCUUCUAACGCUUCGGUCUCGACUACUACAACUCCUUUUGCCCUUCUCGCAGGUACUACGCGCGCACUGUAUGGCCGCGAUCUGAUUGUCAGUCCGGGUCUUAUGACGGGGAAUACGGAUACAAGGUUCUACUGGGAUUUGAGCGAGCAUAUUUUCCGCUACGGGCCCGGUUGGGAUAAGGAGCAGGUUGGCUUGGGGAAUAUUCAUACGGUGGAUGAGAAGGUCGGGAUUACGGCGCAUUUGGAUACUGUGAAGUGGAUGGUGGGGUGGAUUAGGAAUGUGGAUGAGGCGGCUAUUUAG